GUUUGUUCAUUUUCGUUGCAUCUAUUUCUUUAUCUGUUUGAUUAGAUUAGCUGCAGGUUUCUUCUGCUCAGUCAUCUAGCUCAUCUAGCUCCUUCUUGAUAUAAUAUUCUUUGAAACAAUCAGCUUGCUCUUCAACAUUUCGUUUUAAUCUUAGCCGUUGUUUGAACAAGCAAGCCAACACUUGUUUCUUAAAAGAAAUCAUAUUACUACGAAUAAAAAGAUUUUACCUCCUGGACUUGGAAUAAAGACAUGAAAGCAAUUUUCACACUUUUAGCUGCACUUACAGGCAGUCAAAACCGAAAACCCAUUUUUGUUGUUGUUAUUUAGUUCAUUCAAUAAACGGAAUGCUUUUUGAGAACAGCGAAUGCUAUUCUUUUAGAGAAAACCAUCCACAUGAAAAAUUUAAUUUCGUAUAUGUUGCAGACAUUUAUACAUAUAUGGAAAGCAGAUACUUCUCUCGUGCAAGUCAGCCAAGAAACAUAACCACCUUGACUUGACCAAAAGUGCGACCGACAGAUGGCGUGAAGGCGCAGUAUGUACACGGCCAUCAUCCUUCGUCCUGUGUGGUUUCCACUCACUCCACUGGGCAGUCUUCAAACGCUGUAGGCUUGUGCGCAUAAAGGGUUAAAGUUCAGUAACGGCGUGGUAGCUCUGUUUGCCGCAGUGGCUUUACGACGUCGGGAAUAUGUUCUGUGGCCGACAACCCAAACACUAUAAUGCCUCCACCAUGGCAGUGGCUGCGGCUCAACCGCCGUAAAUACGCCUUGAGCACCUCUCCCGACAGCGACUACAGAGAGAUAGACCUUAGCACUGGUCACAUGCCCUUUGACCCAUCCGUCCUUCCAGAGUCUGCACCACGUCGAGGGCUCAAACCCUUCUGGAAGAAAAAGGCAGAACCAGACCGUAGCGAGCCGUUCUCAGACUAUAUUCAGACAGGACUUCUGGGCACAGAAGGCAGGUGGAAGGCUUUGGGAAGGACAGAGAGUAGUUACAGCCCUUCAGGUUCACAGGAGCCAGGCCUCUGUUCAGCUGCAGCCUGUGAUCCGCCAUUAGCGCGUCCUGCACGGAGAUGUGACAGUCUUCAUGCAGAAUCACAGGACGUUGCAAGCAUGCGCAGAUUUCUUUACGGCAGACCGGAGGGAACUCGCCUUUGCUUAGCUUCCACUAGCGACUGGCUGACCAAGCGGAGUGUCGUCGACCGCGUGCCGGACAAGGGUCGAGAUGGCAAAUCCAAGAGGCCGCACGUCUGGGACAUUUUUCCUGACAAUAAUGUGCACAGAAGCGCUAGUCGCGCCAGUGGUAAGCAAGGAAGAGACACAAGCGUUUGGAACCGCGCGACGCAAGGCUGGAAACCAUCUCUGCUUACGUCCCUCGCGCUGUUGAUGACAGCGCCAUCUCGGCGGCCCUGAAUGGCAGGAGGAUGGAUGAUUUCAAUCCUGAUCCUGCCUGGAACCUGGCCUUGGGAAGCUUUGCUUCCUCGCCUGAAUCAUCAACCGAAACGCUUCCCGAACGAACACCUCGUUCUCACUUAUUACUUGGAAAUACUUCAGCCCUUGAAUCUGACGUCACUGCAUCGUCGCCAUCACUAUCAUCUUCAUCUACACGACACCAAGCUACGCCAUCUGAUGGCUUUCAAGCAAAAUCGAACAUUUUCAUAGACUUUGAAUAUUCAUUGGAUGACGCGAGGUUACAGCCAUACCCAUCGUCGCUGGACACGAUGUCUGACGAUACACACGAUCGACAGACCAAGCUUGGAAAUGGUGCAAAUCUCGAUGCAAUGUUCAGCUCCAACGGUGAAGUAUUGUACUAGUUUCCUGGGGAUUGCAGGCACUGUCUUCUAUUUUAAUUGAAGUAUCGACAAGAAAGUGAUGUAAAAUGAGCUAAACAUUGAUUUUUCCUUUCUGACAAAUAUGUGUAGAUAAGUAUAUACAAAAGACCCAUAGGACCUAAAAAUACUUCAAAUGUCAAAUGUUCACUAUUUAUUUUAUAAAUAAUUAUAUAUAUAAUGUGAGAACCAACUCGACACUUCUAGAAAUGUUCACGCUUAUCUCUGUAAAAUCCGAACAGAACAAAACUGGGAUAAAAAAAAAAAUUAAUAAUAAAGAUGACCAUGAAG
Messenger RNA from Pomacea canaliculata, 2116 nucleotides. RefSeq lists its product as uncharacterized. The transcript has 2 exons. The coding region runs from base 717 to 1409 and encodes 230 amino acids. NCBI's taxonomy places the organism in Eukaryota, Metazoa, Mollusca, Gastropoda, Architaenioglossa, Ampullariidae. The record is from RefSeq and is a predicted model, not a curated record.